Haliotis rubra (blacklip abalone) is the source of this 1125-nucleotide messenger RNA. RefSeq lists its product as uncharacterized. The transcript has 2 exons. The record is from RefSeq and is a predicted model, not a curated record. Bases 447 to 878 code for a protein of 143 amino acids. NCBI's taxonomy places the organism in Eukaryota, Metazoa, Mollusca, Gastropoda, Lepetellida, Haliotidae.
UUCUUCACAACUUAUGUUGUGCGCUUUGUCUAUUUUUAAGCUUUCUGUUGAACUCAGUGUAUUUGCCUGUGUUGGCGGGGCCGUGGACAAAUGGAAAGACAAUAAGGACGGACGUGAUGGUGAUGACUUGGAGAGAUCGAACCUCGCCCCGUGUGAUAAUCUUUUAAUAAUCUGUUCGCUUUAGCAUCUGUCAUGAUACAUGGACGUAAUGCUGGGUAACAAUGGAAUUGUAUUGUCCUACUCUGUUUGUGAUAAUGAAAUUUCUAUGACAGAUCACCUAGUGUGCUUUUCACGUGCAUGGAAGGAAUUUGGCAUGAAGUGCUUGUAUCUACUGACGUCACAUGAUGUAAAGCUAUUUUGUGAGUGUAACAUACAAGGGCUUGCCAUUCGAAUACCAGAAGACCAUUGACUACAUUGUCUGUGCCAUUGAUCAUAAUUUAGCGAGCAUGUCUUCGUCCGAUUAUGAAUUCACCCCCAACUUUGUUGCCGAGAAACCUGAUUCAUCGUCUCCGGAUCCUCUACGGGAUCUCUUUUCUUCCCACUCUGAGGGUGACAUCGACCCAGGUCAGAGACCGAUUGACGACUUGAACCAGGACUCACCGGUAUUUUCGAGCGUUAGAGACCGAUCGACUGAGAGACGAACGAGUGACAGCCAGCCAUCUCCUUCUUCAUGUUCAAGCACAGAUCCCACCACCGGUGCUUGUACCAAUCUGAUAGAGAACCGGUGGUGCAUCAAACGGCAGUUGCCGUCGACCCACACCCGCCGGUCAGACUUUCUCCUACAUCUGUCGGAGUACAUAUAUUGUUGUAGUGCGGAGAAGGAUAUCUUCGUUUCUUUGCUGGAGGAUAUCGGCUCAUUGUAUGGAGGUGCACAGUAGAGAUACGUUGUGUUCUUCCUGUGUAAUAUUCAGUCGUAAGGAAUAUAGCUUGCAUAUGGCGAUGAUACUCAGACAGCUAAGUAAAGUGACUCGCAUUUGAUUCACGAGGCUGAAUACAUCACCGGCAUUUAACGAACCUCUUGCAUUAUUUUUCAGACCCUGUACACUUUAUUGCCCUUGUAUUCAUUGUGUUUUAUGAGUGACAAUUCAUGAUCUCGGUUUUUGAGAGGGGGGUACGGGCGGAACU